Molecule: messenger RNA, 11376 nt
Organism: Marchantia polymorpha subsp. ruderalis
Lineage: Eukaryota; Viridiplantae; Streptophyta; Marchantiopsida; Marchantiales; Marchantiaceae
Source: the annotation of a GenBank genome assembly
ACCUUUAACUGGCUCACGGGGGAAGCGGGGAACUAUACAAAUGUGCCUUUUGUAUGCUGGGACCGUAUUCAGGGCGAGCUCAGCCGAGCCGGUUUGCUGAAGAGGGAUUCGAAUCCUGGUGCAUGCUCACAAUCAUGAUCAGCGGAGAACAGGGCCAGGGUUGAGCGAGGCAAGCGUGAGGGUUGACAUUCUAGCAGGUCCCUCGUUGCAUGCAAGAUCCGAGACUGCGAUUGGAAAGAUGACACUGAAAUGCUGGCCUGGCCUGGCCGGGCUGGGCUAGGCUGGGCUGCUGGGCUGUUCGUUCCAUCCUCUUCAGUUGGUCAAAGCUCGAAAAGCAGUGCGUACUGUGAUGCCAGUGAUGUCAGUGGCACAGUGGGUCAAACCUCAGAGCAAAGCAGAGCAAAGGGAAGGGUAAAAAUUGCUCAUGGCAUGGUUCAUAAACCCCAUCAACUCCUGAGAUCAUCACAGCUCUGAGCUCUCUCUGUGUCUCUCUCGGCUCUAACUUCAGCACCAUGUCAACGAAAAGAACACAAUCCUUCCACGGCGAUGACUCGCUUUCUCUAUCGUGGCCCGAGAGAAAGACACACAAUCUCCGUCACAGCAGCGAUGGUCUCUAAAGAUAGAAGGGUGUACGACCCCGACUGUUCGGUACUCCGUCGUACGACGAUGACGACGACGGCAGUUUGAUGAAGCUCGCAUUUCUUCUUUACUACUGCCAAUCAAUCUUCCUCCUCCUCCAAGACGACGGCUCUCUCUCUCUCUCUCUCUCUCGCUUUCAUUCAUUCAUUCAUUCCCUCGUCGGAGAAUCUUUUCAUGACAUAAAUAUUGCAGAAAUUCCUGUGCUGCGUGGUCAACGAAUCGGCCCCUUGAGGUGCUAAUCACUCCCAGCGCCGUGGGCUAUCCAAUCUAUAAGCUUUUAGCUUGAGGUUUAGCGGGAAGGGACGUAGACCACUUGAUGCUGCUGCUGCAGCAGCAGCAGCUGCGGCUGCGCUGCAUUUACUGCAACCUGCAACGCAACGCUAUGGGCCUACAACUGUGCUCUCGGGUGUCGCUGGCCCAACCAGACUGUGCGUUUGGUUGCAGGUGGGGCGUGAAGAGCCAAAUCUGCUGAACUUUCCUUCACAACUGGGUGAGUCUCUCACCCUCACCCUCACCCUCCCCCAGGCUCGCCUCCUUCUCCGGGAGCUAAAUGUGGCCCUCAAGACGGCAGGCGUUGACGACACCGUCAUCAUGGGUGCGGAUUGGAUGAGCCACGGGUAGCUAGCUGCUGCUGUGCCCUUUCCAUGGAAUCGGAAGAAUCUUCCGCGGCCUUGUCCGAGCUUUCGGAUCGAUCGGAUGAAGCCUAGAGCAAGGUAGAAGUAUCCAAAGUUUGCUUGCCGUGCUCGAAAAUUCGAAUCAGAUAUUCCUGCCUGCGUUCGUGCCGGGAACUAGGGUGGAAUUCGGCAGCGAGGGUUUAUUCUAUUCCAAACGUCGACAGUUCUUUACCUUGCGACAAUUGCCACACCAUUUGCAGGACUUCAUUGGCUUCGGCCAUUGGUUCUUGGACCCUUUCUAAUGAACCUCCCCCGUUUGGUGUCCGGCUCCGUCAGGACUGUUCCACUGUGCUCUUCGUGGCAAAAGAGCUGCAGAUUUGAGCCUGAUGCAUCACAUGAAAUUGAAUGAUGGACUUUUAGGGGUGGGGGCUUUAGCCGGACGCCUUUUGGUUCUCGUGCGGCCGACGAGAGGGUUUGCGGGCGGGAGUCCCGAGGAGGUUCAUGUCACCACAAUGCCCCGUGUCUUCAUGACGAUUCGUCAAGUCGCGGAUUCUUCCCCAAUUCCGACUUGGAUCUCUGUAUCCAUUGUCGGCAAGCCAAGCUGGGCGCUACGGUGAUACGGGAGGGAUAGAGGCGGAUGUCGCAAUCAUAUAGUGUCGGAAUGGGAGUCGAUGGGUUGGAUGGGGACGAACGAUUGAGGGCUCAUUUUGCUCAAGGUAGGAGCUGUUUGGGAUGUGUGCGGGAGAGGUUUAGUUCGAGUGUUCAUUGCCACAAUUUGGGGUUUUGGAAUGGAAGCGGGACGUACCUCUGAAUACUCGAGAAAUUCGUUCGAUAACACCCAGAUUGUGUAUGCGAAAGAGUGGAACAGGGAAGGCAAAUUUCUCCACCAGAAAUUUCAUCUUGCUUCGUUUCCCACCAGAUUUUGAAAUCAUCUGUCAAAAAACGAGACUGCAUCAUGAGUGUCUUUGUCUGAGCUGUAUGAGCUCUGUGAAUCCUUUGAGCUGCAUUUGGGGCAACUUUUUGAUUCGCUGGGAUGAAGACUCUGCUGGAGAUCGUGCAGUGAUGGUUUGUUCCACAGGGUACUCUUCAGUUCUUUCUGAAGUUGCGAAAUGGCUAGCGAUCACUUGUCGUAUCUCUCUCUCCAGCCUGAAAACAUUCAGCUUAGAGAGUCACAUUCGCUCUUAUCUUCCCGAAUGCAUUGAAGAUUGUGAAAGUAUGGCGGUCCAAGGCACAGAGCUGACCGAGACUAUCUGCGAAUAUAGAUCGAAACAUCAUGUCGGUUCCUCCAUUUUCUCGUCCUGAAAGGGGAGUUUGGCCUGGCAUGGGACCUGGCAUGUGACCCUUAGACCGCUGGGCCCUAAGGGGCAGUGAGUCGAGAAGAUGGACGACCAGAAGAGAGCAGCUCUGGAGGAUCGUCUUAUUCAGCAGUGGAAAGAGAUUGAAGAGCUAGAAGCAGAUGAAGGCAGUAACGUAGAUGAUGACCGGUUCAAAGUUACUAAAGAACAAUGGUUUCUCCAGGCAUUCGCCUUUCUUAGAGAUCUGCCAGAGGACUCGCAUUGCUGGUGUGGGCAUAGGGAGAUCAUGCUUCCGCUCUUGGAACCCUUUUAUCUCUUUUACGAAGAAACGUCGUCCAACUCUUCUCUGAGAGUCCUAUGGAAACGUCUGUGCAAAGAGCUGAGGAGUUGUACAAGCUGUGUGGUCAAACAUCACAAGGCAAAGGAGUUUUACAUUUCAGAAUUUAUGGAAGAUGUUGUAAAGCCUUUGCUUGAUAUAAUACGAGCUCUUGACGAGGAGCGAGUGGCGGGACAGAUGAAGGAUCUAUUGGCCAAGUUUGAUGCAAAUUCACUAGAUCCAAAUGAAGACUCGGCAAGUGUUAUCUGUGUUAUGUUUGAGGUGCUCAUGUUUCCUCUCUUGUUAGAGGAUGCUGAAAUAAAUGACAUUUUGAAACCAUUUCUCAUCCAUGUCGAGGAAUCCCAUGACCUGUCUCUUGCAUCGGGUCAGCGGUACCCAGGUGUAUACAGUUUGCUGUGUCAUGCAGACCAAGGCGUAAGGAGGAUUGCCCUCAAGCUUGCUCAUUCUCUCCCUAGUUUCAAAGAUGAGCAGGAAUUGGAGUCAAUUCAGCCAUUUCUACAAAGGUGCCUGCACUGCCUAGAAUCUGAUGCAUUUGACUCAAGUUCUCCACGGACGGAUAGUGCCCUCCAACCAUCUCAAAGGAGUCUGGGUCGUCCGAGGGUUGGUUUCUCAAAGGAGGCUCUGUGGAUAGGACUGACAACCAUCUUAGGUCUUUUGGAAGCCCCAGCAUUUUUGAAGGGUGUUUUGGAGCGCUAUCCAGUGUUCGUUAGCAUUGUACUCAAUCAUGUCAGUGAAGCAACAUCCGUCUUCUGGAACGCCCUGCGAUGUCUGAAACUGCUCUUGGAGGUAUUAGGAUACAAGCUGUGGCUGGGCAUGAACUUCUCGCCUGGUGUGAUGCGGAACACACUUCUCAGCCAGUGCUUCCACUCGCACGAGGAACGCAUGCAUGUGCAUAUCUUCGACUUGUUUCAGCCCUUUCUCCAGUCCCUCGAGGCUCUUCAGGAUGGAGAAUUCGAGAAUCAGCGCAGAAGGCUGAUUUAUUUUCUUCUGAUGCAAGUUCCAUGUAGCAGCAACUUCAAACCGCUUGUGAAUAAGAAAGCUCGGCAGGUUGCUUUCUCUAUAGUAGGGCGUGGGUAUACCAUGGAUCCACCCUCGCCUCCGGUGGAAUGCGUGCAUGUUUGGGGACCGCCUUUGGUAGCGACCCUGAAGGAUACGUCCCUCAUGAAGGCUGUCCGGCAGUCGGCAAUUGAUUUGAUGCAGUCCAUUUUUGUAGCUGACGCAGCGGCGUUGGCUGCUGUUACAAUUCAGCAAGCGAGUACACCAAGUGCGAGGAGGUACAUGCUUGAUAUAGGAGACGACGAUUUCGACUCUGUAUUUGAAGAGGAGAUGCCCAACGGAGAAGCGGAGGUCGUGGCAGACAUCAAGUACUCGAUGUCCUUUCUGUCUGUUACCCGAUCCGUGGAAGCUUGUGAAGAAUGGUCCUGCCUCCCUCUUAUCUGGAUUGAGGUUCUCAGUGCAACUUUUCCGGUAAGUGUCCCUCGUUCAUUUACCAAAUCCAUCAUGUGGGCUCUAAGUCGUCUUUCACUGGUUGACCUGGAAGCAGUGUCAAGUCUAAACAGUGGGAAGGUGGGUAGUGAUGUCAUAGCCUGCUCCGAUGUCAUUUUGGCCGCCUUACAGUGGGUAAAGCCAAAAGGAUAUGAUGACGGUGCUGGUGGGGAAGGUUGUGCGAAUGCAGUCAAGUCCAAGGCACAUCUCAAGGAACUGGUUGGAAUUCUGAAAAGGCAAGCAGAGAGCUACGUAAACCGUUUGGGGGAUGGUGGUUUUGAGCAGCAGGAGGCCUGGGUUUGGGAGCCAAGAAUGGCCGAGCCAGUAGUGCUGUUGUUAUUGGAUGCAAAUUCAGUUUUCAAGGACUUUGGGAAGGAGAUACUUCGUCGCACUGCAAAUGCUAGCACCUUGGAGAGUGGGCUUGAAUUGCUUUGCACUAGCGAAGCUUCUGCUGCCGCUGUAAGUCGAGGACUGCAUUAUGCGUCAAAACUUUUUCUGCGCUGGCCAUUGACGCAGUGCGCAAGAGGACUUCAACAGCUCUUCUUCCACGUCUGGAAGCUGCUAGUACUGGGAGAGACACCCGAGAAGGAGAAGCUCACAAGCCUUUCACAGGUCUCUCAAGAUGGAGGAUUUCUUAGCCAGCCAACGUUCCCAAGUUUGAGUACCUCCACCGAGAUAAUACCUGCAACCCAUAAGAUACGGAGAGACGAGGAAGUUUGGAGUCGUCUCUGCAGAGUUGUUGCGAGCCAUAUAUGGCCCUUGUUGGAAAAGACCUUAUUUGAGGGAAGACAGUACGUUGAUGGUGCAGGUCAGUUGAUGACUUUCACGAGAAUGUUGCAACUCUUACCAUUGGUCUGUCGCCAUCUAGAUCCUGCUCACAAGAAACGAGUAUUUACAGUUCCUAGCCUGAAGCAGUGCUCGUCUGCCGAAGAGAGCAGUGAUUUGACAUGGUUUCAAGCUCUUGUCAGAUGGGGGGAUCUUGCAUCAGCCAUCAUACAGAGGUGGUGGAAAGAGGCCGUUGUGUCCAUCCUCGAGGAUCUGCGGAAAACUCAACUUGUGUCUUCUUCUAUCGUGGAGGAUGUGAUUGUGGAGUUUCGGAAGCCAGGAUUCUCACUGGGAGAGAGUUGCAAACUUCAGCUGGGUACACUUCUGCAGUCUUUAUCAACUACACUUGAGAGUCAAGGAUUUCUGGAUAAUCUACCUCGGAGACUUCCAAAGGUUCAGUCAAGUGACACCAACGGGCAGCUGAGCUGGCCGUCGAUUACAAGCACACAGGCCCUACCUUCGAGAUUCCUGAAGGACGGUAGUAUACCUGUAAGGCAACAAGAGGGAUACAGGGAUAUCAUCGAUCUCACAGAGGAUGAAGAUAACUACGGUUCAGCAUCCUUAUCGCUUUCAGAGAUGUCGAUAUCAAGUAAUGCAGCUGGUGCGUCGACUCAACCUGGAGAAUCCUUGGGUGACUACAAGGCCGAUGCUGGGUUGGAUACAACGACCAGUUCUACAAACAGGGACGAGGAAUCGCUGUUUAAGCGACCUUCAAUUCGGCAUAGACCCUCCUCCACUCUUGACAAUUUCCUCACAAAGGCUCGAAUUGAUCAGCUGCUCGGACAAGCAAGCAAGGGAGGAGUGAUCCAGCCCUCGGGCAAGUCCACCCCUUUUAAACCACCUGGCUAUAAGAAAUACAAUGCCAAGCCUCAAAAGCCUGCAGGCAAACUGUCUUCACUCAGGGCGGAGCAUCGGACAGGCCUCGAACAGCGAGCUGGGGUCGAAGAUGUCGUGCGAAUGCAAGUGAGAGAAAGAGUUGAAAGAGAAGAAAGGGCCAAGAGAUUAGCUGCUUCCGAAGCUGCCACUAGUGUUAAGAAAGAUCUGAAAGUUCCAACGCCGGCAGUGGAGCAAGCAUCUACCAAAGCCGCCGAUCCGGACUUGAAAACCAAGUCUUCAGACGCAAUCUUGAGGCAGCUCGUCAUUGGCAACGAUGUAGAUCCUCUGGAUCAGGCCCUGGAAAAUGUCAGAAAGACCACUGGACUGAAAGACAUGAUUUCUAAACCAAGACGGCAGUUGGUUCGGCUGGAAUUACCCGGUGAAGGUGGAAAAGGAGUAGGGAAUGUGGUGAAGACACCGGAACUGGUCAUAAAACCUCGUGUUAUUCCUCGAAUGGAUGACUGGUACAGGAGAAUUCUCUCUCUAAAUUACUUAUCUUUAGUGGGAGUGGACGAUGAUGAUCUAGCCAACUUUGGAGAACGACUUGAGAAAGUGCCCUUGACUUUCAAGUCUUCAGAGCAAUACAUGGAAAUCUUCCGACCAUUACUAAUGGAUGAGUUCAAGGCCCAAUUACAGCGCUCUUAUGAGGAGCUGAACUUGUCUGAUAGCACGACAACUGGUGUCGUGAGAUUAAUGUCCUUGGAGAGAGUGGAUGAUUUUAACCUCGGUCGCUUCAUGGCCGAAGCAGGUUCCGAUGCUGCACCAAGAUCGUGUGCAGAGAACGAUCUGAUUUUGCUUAGCCGGCAACCUAUGAGUGUCGGACAGCAGACUUGUCACUUGCUAGCCAAAGUUGAAAGCAGGGAACGAGAGAGCAAGAGUCGAGCCACGAUUCUUCUGAUGAAGAUUUACAUUAACAUGAGUGAUCCUCGUCUCACAAAAGCCAAACGCCUGCUGGUGGACCGCAGUAAGUGGCAUCUCACCAAAGUGAUGAACAUGUCUCCACAACUUCGAGAAUGCCAAGCGCUGUCUUCAGUUCCUUGUCUCCCACUGUUGCCUAUUCUGCUCACUCCCGACACUUCCAUCCCUGCCCAAGAAGCGAAGAGCACAGAGCACAGUAAGCCAUCACUUGACUUGCGUGGUUUGCCAGAAGCACUGCAGGAGAAAAUCACAGCGGAGUACAACGAGAGCCAGAUUCGUGCAAUUGCAUUCGCCAUUGGUGGGAAGGAAACCAUGACAAAUACUCAUCAGCUCACCCUGGUGCAGGGUCCCCCGGGAACCGGGAAGACCAGGACCAUCGUGGCGGUGAUCAGUGCCCUACUUGCGGUCAAAUCUCCACGGCGAAACCCGAGAACAGGGAAGGAGAACUCUCACGUCCCCACUGGUCGAUCGACUAAUAUGAGCGCUGCAGCCAGGACUUCCUUUGCAAUAAGCAAGUCAUGGCAGGAUGCCGCUAUAGCUAAACAGAUGAUGAAGGACAGUGAUUCCGGGUUUGGAGACGGUCCCAAACAGAGAGUUCUUGUUUGCGCCCAGUCCAAUGCUGCCGUAGACGAGAUUGUCGCCAGAAUAUUGAAGAAUGGUCUGUAUGGAGCAAAUGGAGCAUUCUUCAGACCGUCUAUUGUUAGGAUAGGGGCUGUGAAGUCGGUGCACCCGAACUCGCUGCCAGUUUUCAUCGACACGCUCGUCAAUCAGAGACUCGGAGCUGAAAAAGACGACGACGAAGAUGCAGCUGAGGAGAAAGCGCAAGCGAAGUUGAUGGAAUCAAGAGCAAAGCUUGAGGACAUUAUUGAGUUCAUUCAAGUGCUGGAAGCGUUGCUGUCUCAGGCCAAAGGCUUCGAAGAGAACGAAAAGACAGGACAGAAGCCUGUCAAUUUGGAGUCCGACCUAGCAAGCAAGGCUGCCAAGAUCGUCGCCCAAGGUCCAUCAGCGACCACAGGGAAGCUGAACCUGCUGUACAAGCAGCGUAGGGAGAUCUCAGCAGAGCUAGCCACGGCAGAGAAAGAAGGUAGGAAAUCAUGGGAGGAGUCUCAGAACAAACGGAAAGCCAUCAGGAAGCAGAUCAUCAGACAAGCGGAUGUUGUCGUGACCACGCUGAGUGGGUGUGGAGGAGACAUUUACACAGUCUGUAUGGAGUCCAUAGUCGGGGCAAAGAAACACAAGCCUGCGCAGGAGUGUUUCUUUGAUGCAGUAGUUAUUGAUGAAGCAGGUCAGGCACUAGAGCCUGCCACUCUCAUCCCUUUUCAACUGCUUACACAAGUCAAUGCUAGGUGUGUAAUGGUUGGAGAUCCGAAGCAGUUGCCUGCCACAGUUUUGUCUCAAAAUGUCAGCAAGAUGGCAUACGAGCGUAGUAUGUUUGAGCGGUUACAGCGGGCUGGCUAUCCUGUGACCAUGCUCAGUACACAGUAUCGAAUGCAUCCAGAGAUCCGUGAGUUUCCUUCAGCUCAUUUCUAUAAUAACCUGAUCACAGAUGGGCCAGGUCUGAAGGGAAGUAGGAAAGCAAUUUUCCACAGAGAGUCGUAUCUCGGACCCUAUGUAUUUUUCGAUGUGGUAGACGGUAAGGAAGGUGGAAGGGGUAACUCUGCUUCCCAGUCUAUCAGCAACGAGGCCGAAGUGGAAGUUGUUCUGCAACUGUACCUGACACUGAAGAAGAGAUACUCGGCUGAACUUUGGGAAGGGCGGGUUGGUGUCAUCACCCCCUACAAGCAACAACUCAGAUUGCUUCAGGAGCAAUUUACAAGAACGGUGGGUUCCAAAGCAGCUGCAGAUGUGGAGUUCAAUACCGUCGAUGGGUUUCAGGGUAGAGAGGUGGAUAUUAUUAUCUUAUCCACUGUGCGUGCAUCGCCUAAUUCGAACCAAAAGUCGGGAGGGAUCGGGUUUGUAGCUGAUGUUCGACGUAUGAAUGUUGCUCUCACGAGGGCUCGUUUUUCUUGUUGGGUUGUGGGGAACGCCGCCACUCUGCAAGCAAAUGCAUCGUGGGACGCAUUGUUGAGAAAUGCCAAGAAGAGGGCUCUUUUCUUCCCCAUUCAGAAACCAUAUUCAUCUUUCUUUCAAAAGAAAGGUUCUCCUCCAGUACCUGUUCCAGAUAAUCUUAAGCCAGAAAGUGCCAAGAGGUUAGCAGAUGAAGAAACCUCUGGAAGGAGGGCAAGUACCCAUGGUACAAGGGAAUUUCGCCCAGUUAAUAAUAGGAGGCGGGAGGAUUCUGAGAAAAGUUUUUCGGAGCCCGAAACGAGACCCCCAGCCGUUUCCACCUUGUUGUCGGGAUCCGUCGAGGAUGGUGGAAAGCAACCCUCUGUAGACAGAAUAGAAGUGAGGGGUGGGAAACCUGAUGUUCGAAGCAAGGAACUCCUGAAGUCAGGAAUUUCCGAGAAGCAUCCUUUGGAUGGAAACAGUCGGCAGCUACAACCUCGUGGAGCUGCUGGCGAGAUUAGGGAGGUAAAUUCAAGAGACUCUGAUAGCCGUAGUGUUAAGGGAGAGCUCAAGUCUCCAAAGGAAGAGAGGCUGAACGGAGGGCAGGAGGACAGAGCAAGAGAAGAAAGGAAAAGACAUCUAGUAAGAGUGGAGGGACAGACGGUCGGCCAUGGGACAUCAGAGCCCUCACAAAGACACGGUGGUGAUGCCAGUGAAGUACGUCCAGCCAAGAAAGUCAUCAGCACCGAGGCAAGAUCGGGUUUGGACCGUAGAAAACUAGUUUUGGAGCACUCUCCUACACCAGUAGCCGAUAACCCGCAAGGGAGGUUUCUGAACGACAGGAAGUACCCUGGAGAAUCUACGAGCAGUGAGGCUGGCAAGGUUUUAGUGGCCUCACGUGGACCCAGUGAUAGAAGUAGAACAGAUGAGGAGAAGUCUAGAGCUGACCAUCAGAAACGGAAAUCUAGUCUAGGCCAAGCUUCGAUGGAUGGGAAGUCACGCGAAAGAAGCAGAGUGGAUGACGAGAAGGCGAGAGCUGAUUAUGAGAUGCGCAAGUCUAGACAAGGCGCCCACGGUCCGAUUGGUGAGAAGUCACAGGGAAGAAUUAGAGCAGAUGAUGCGAAGGCUAGAGCUGAUUAUGAGAGGCGAAAGUCUACAAACUCUCAAGCUUCAUUGGAUGAAAAGACACAGGAGAGAUUGCGUCAAGCUCAGAAGUACAUGGAGAAGUCUAAGUCUGACCUUAGUCAGUCUAAGAGUGGAAAGAUGCCAGAGGUGGGUGUAGACAGACACAAAGAUCGUCGCAAUGAUAUGCACAGAAGAAGUUCAGAGGACAGCCGGGGAGACAGAUGUAGGCCGGACAGUGUAGUGACCAAUCGCGGAGAAGAGAAGCGGGUAGAAGACGGGGUCAUUUCUAGUGAGUUUGCCAGAGAAAGGAGAACGGGUGAUACUCGAGCUGCAGUAGACGCUCAGCGUCCUAUGCAGCAACAAGCAGAUUUCCAGAGUAGGCGGUCUGACCAAAGGAGUGUUUCUCAAGACAGGCGUACGAGCAGAGAAGACAUGCUUGCUGCACGGAAGAGACAGCGAGAAGAGGCGUCGGCCAUCAUGUCCUCGGGUUCGUUGCCGCCUUCUAAAAGGCAGUCUUCAUCAUCAGCUCAGCCCUCUCCUCUUAUGUCAGGUAAUGAAGAUCGAGCUGGUCAGCUCACCGCCGCAGAGAGGGCUGUUGAAUGGGAGCAAUUCCAGAGAGCUCAAAGAGCUUCAAAAUCCGGUUCUUCUAACGGUGUUCCCCAGGCCUAUCCAACGUCGCAUUCGUCUUCAGCUCCGUGUUCAAAAGCUAAUUCUGCCAGCAACGUUGGCAGGUCUCCUCCAGCAAAUACAACUUCAGCAUUAGAUAGUAUACUUUCAGGUUUGUCGAGUGUAACUCGUGCUCAAGCUAAAGGGGGUUACUCUCCUUCGAAAUCUAAAGAACAAACCGGUGACCCUAGUAGGGCCUCUAAACACCCAUGAGUACAUUCGUUUGGUCGGUUGUCGAAACAUUAUUGAGACAUUCCAGACACAUGCGCCGUUACGCAUGGGUCUGGAACGCCUAGACACUUUUUUCGACAGAAACAAGUCAGCUGUGUGGAAAGGUUCUUCACACUGCAAAAAUUUUGUUAGAGGUAUAUACUUAGUUGUAGUCUAGAGUCCUUUCAUGGUCAGGUUCCAUUUCGUAGUGUGAUUCAUUGUAGGAGAUAUUUUUUGUGGAACUGCCAAACAGUUGGGAGUGUACAAUAGAGAGAAGCUCGCCUCUUAGAUCCAUUCGUCCGGGGUUUUCUGUACCACGGAUCAAAGAAGGAAACCAGGAAAGAAGCUAUCAGCGGUAUGUAAGUCCCUGCAUGCUUGAAUCUUUGUCAUACUUCCGUGG